This is a messenger RNA of Plectropomus leopardus (leopard coralgrouper), 4875 nucleotides long. RefSeq names its product ArfGAP with SH3 domain, ankyrin repeat and PH domain 2a (gene asap2a). Lineage: Eukaryota; Metazoa; Chordata; Actinopteri; Perciformes; Serranidae. Gene Ontology annotation, molecular function: GTPase activator activity; protein binding. Gene Ontology annotation, cellular component: cytoplasm. Gene Ontology annotation, biological process: positive regulation of GTPase activity. The record is from RefSeq and is a predicted model, not a curated record.
CGAGGAAGAAGUUGUCCACCUCGCGCUGCCCGGAGCUGCCGGAGAAAACCGAGCGGGAGAGGAUAACGGACUCUACCGAGGAAGCUUCACUUUUUCCCCCGUGAACAAGAGGAGAAUCUGUGAAACUGGAUGGAAAGAAAGCAGUGGGCGGAAAUCCAGGAGGGAGAUAAGCUGCCCACCAUCAUCACCUUGUAGCAGCGCGCGGUGCGACUCCUCGAGCCAGCGUGCAACACCGCUGCACUGGAUUGUGUUUGGGAGCAAACAGGGGAAUGACAUAAAUACACCCAGAGAUGGUUCACUAUCCGCGAGCACCUUCAGAGACACUUUAAACUUUUCUGCCUUAGAACUCUAACUGAAAGGGGAUUACAGAAAGUGCUUCUUCCUCUUCUUCUUCUUCUUCUUCUUAUCAGCAAAGGGAUUAAUUAUGCCGGACCAAAUCACAGUUUCAGAGUUUGUGGCAGAGACGAAUGAAGAUUAUAAAUCGCCGACUGCCUCCAACUUCACCACCAGGAUGUCCCACUGCAGGAACACAGUGACUGCCCUGGAGGAGGCUCUGGACGUGGACCGCAGUGUUCUGUACAAGAUGAAGAAGUCUGUGAAGGCCAUCUACACGUCGGGUCUGGCCCAUGUCGAGAACGAGGAGCAGUACACUCAGGCACUGGAGAAGUUUGGAGAAAACUGCGUGUACAGAGACGAUCCUGAUCUGGGUUCAGCUUUCCUCAAGUUCUCUGUCUUCACCAAGGAGCUCACUGCACUCUUCAAAAACCUGUUCCAAAACAUGAACAACAUCAUCACCUUUCCUCUGGACAGCCUGCUGAAAGGAGACCUGAAGGGAGUCAAAGGGGAUCUGAAAAAGCCUUUUGACAAAGCCUGGAAGGACUACGAAACAAAAGUCACCAAGAUAGAGAAGGAGAAGAAGGAGCACGCCAGACAACACGGGAUGAUCAGGACAGAAAUCAGCGGGGCGGAGAUCGCUGAGGAGAUGGAGAAGGAGAGGAGAUUCUUCCAGUUGCAGAUGUGUGAGUAUCUCCUCAAAGUCAAUGAGAUCAAAAUCAAGAAGGGGGUGGACCUGCUGCAGAACCUCAUCAAGUACUUCCAUGCACAGUGCAAUUUCUUUCAGGAUGGUCUGAAAGCUGUGGACAACUUGAAACCUUCCAUAGAAAAACUGGCCACAGAUCUGCACACGAUAAAGCAGGUGCAGGAUGAGGAGAGGAAACAGCUGACUCAGUUACGAGACGUUCUCAAGUCGGCGCUGCAGGUGGAGCAAAAAGAGGAUUCACAGGUGCGGCAGAGCACCACCUACAGCCUGCACCAGCCGCAGGGUAACAAGGAGCACGGCACAGAGCGCAGCGGGUACCUUUACAAGAAAAGUGACGGGUUGAGAAAAGUGUGGCAGAAGAGAAAAUGCACGGCGAAGAACGGAUACCUCACCAUCUCACACGGCACUGCUAACCGGCCGCCAGCUAAACUCAACCUGCUCACCUGCCAGGUGAAACACAAUCCUGAGGAGAAGAGAAGCUUCGACCUCAUAUCCCAUGACAGAACAUAUCACUUUCAGGCGGAGGACGACCAGGACUGUCAGAUCUGGAUCUCGGUGCUACAGAACAGUAAAGAGGAGGCGUUGAAUCAGGCCUUCAAAGGAGACCAGCAUGUGGGCGAAAACAACAUUGUGCAGGAGCUGACCAAGGCAAUCCUGGGAGAGGUGAAGAGGAUGACCGGAAAUGACGUGUGCUGUGACUGCGGAGCGCCCAACCCGACGUGGCUGUCCACCAACCUGGGCAUCCUCACCUGUAUCGAGUGUUCAGGAAUCCACAGGGAGCUCGGAGUCCACUACUCCAGGAUCCAGUCCCUCACUCUGGACGUCCUCAGCACCUCAGAGCUCUUGCUGGCCAAGAAUGUGGGGAAUGCAGGCUUUAAUGAAAUCAUGGAGGCUUGUUUAAGUGCUGAAAAUGUGGUGAAACCCAACCCUGCCAGUGACAUGCAGGCGAGGAAAGACUUCAUCACAGCCAAAUACACGGAGAAACGAUUCGCCAGGAAGAAAUGUCCCGAUGCGACGUCGCGGCUCCACACGUUGUGUGACGCGGUGAAGGCCCGUGACAUCUUCUCCCUCAUCCAGGUCUACGCCGAGGGAGUCGACCUCAUGGAGCCCAUACCUUUGGCCAACGGACACGAACAAGGGGAGACGGCUCUUCAUCUCGCAGUCAGACUGGUGGAUAGAACGUCUCUUCACAUCGUUGACUUCCUCACUCAGAACAGUUUGAAUUUAGAUAAGCAGACAGCCAAAGGCAGCACAGCGCUGCACUAUUGCUGCCUGACCGACAACAGCGAAUGUCUGAAACUGCUGCUGCGGGGGAAGGCCUCCAUAGACAUCGCUAAUGAGGCCGGGGAGACGCCGCUGGAUAUCGCCCGGAGGCUCAAACACCUACAGUGCGAGGAGCUGUUGAACCAAGCGCUGGCAGGGAAAUUCAACGCCCACGUCCAUGUUGAGUAUGAAUGGUGCCUGCAGCAUGAGGACUUGGAUGAAAGUGAUGAGGAUCUGGAUGAGAAGCCCAGCCCUCAUCGCAGAGACGAGCGUCCGGUCAGCUGCUACACCCCGAGCAGUAACUCCCACCUCCAGGCAAGUCUGGGCACUGCGGGCCGCGACGCCAUCGGCCUCACUAAGGACAAGCAGCGUGCCUACAUGCCCAAUCUGGUCAACAACGAGACCUACGGCACUAUCCUCAACGCCAACCCGUCUCAGCCUGCCACCACCUCUGCUCCGCCCCUGCCCCCGAGAAACCUGGUCCAGUUAUCCGGUCUGGGGGGCAUCGGUCAGUCUUCGGCGUCCAGCAGCUGGAAGCCCGGUUCUUUAGACCUGGUUGGCCGACAGAGGUCGUCCUCAGACCCCCCCAACAUGCACCCUCCUGUCCCCCCAAUGCGACUCACUUCAACCGGAGGUGUGUUACUGUGUGUCCCAGGUCUGGGUCCUCCUGUAGCAAAGAUGGAGGCCAUGAGCAUACAGUCCAAGUCAAGUCAGGGACCACUGGGAUCCAGAGCCACACCAUCUAAAUCUCCUGCAGGCAAUGAUAAAAGUUUCAGCAGACCCCUAAAUCGAACAGUAUCCAUCGAAAGACCAGCUAAGGAAGUGCCAGGAUGCCCCCAGAACUCCAUCGGUCAGUCUCUGCCGCCAGCCCCCACGCCGAGGAAGGCCUUCCCGAAGCAGAGGCCGAAGCGAGUAAAAGCCAUCUACAACUGUGUAGCCGACAACCCGGACGAGCUGACCUUCUCUGAGGGCGAGGUGAUCGUGGUGGACGGAGAGGAGGACCAGGAGUGGUGGCUGGGCCACAUUGAAGGCGAUCCGAUGAGAAGAGGAGCCUUCCCGGUGACAUUCGUACACUUCAUCGCUGACUGAAAGGUUCCUCUAUGGGUCUCAGGAAGCGUCACGGGAUGCAGCGCCCCUCCUUCACACGUCUCUGUCCAAACCAGCCAGCAAAACACCCACCAUCGUCCCAGUGUUUGUUGUCGACAUCAUCUUUAUCAUCAUCAGCGAGCUUCUUAAAGUGUCACUGCUGUACCGCCACCUCGACUGUAUGGGUGCAGAAAGUCUGGGUGUCAUUCCUCGUGGGACUGUACGUGGUUUUAAUGCUUGCUGUUAAUGUUUCUGACAGACUCUUAAGAUUUAAAAACAAUGAUUGUAGUGAAUGACCUCUCGCAAUAAAUGCACUUUGCUUGUCUUUAUCCUCGUUACAAAACAUCAGACGACAUGUGACACAAUGAAGGUUAAAAUGUACAGUAUUCAUUUCAUCCACGUUCUGUUCAGCUGCAUUGUACAGAGAAGACUACAGCAAUGUAUUUUAACUUACUUACAAGUGUAAAUGUGAACACAGUCAAUGCGCUUACGCUCCACCUCUGCGCAUGAGCGAUUUUAAAUGCCUACCUGCUCAUAGGUGCGACCUUUCAUCCCUGGAGGCCUCCUGUGUGGAGGUUGUUCUAAUGGUGCUAAGUGAACCUCAGAAUAUGCUUGAAGCUGUACCCGAGGGAGCGCUUCCCUGUCCCCAUUUCAAGGGCAGACUGGUGUUAAAAGGGGGGCAACAAUAAUAUAAAAAUAGUCUGUCACAGGUGUGAUGAAGCAGCUUCUCCACACACACACUGCCUGUGCUGUCUCAUCAUAGAGGAUAAUAUUCAACACUCCAGUUCUUCCUCACGGUUUUAGGUCUGACGCUGACUGCAGCCAGAAAUUACAUUCAUGCUGAGUCUGACACCUAGGGCUGUCUUCGCCUGUCAUCUGCCUUAUUAGAGGAACAGGAAGUGUUUGUGUGUGUCGUCUGCACAGAAUAAGCUGAGAAUGAAAGAAUAUUGAAGUAAAGAGAGUGUAAUGAAAAGCAGGAGUUAGCUCUCUUUUGUCGUUUCCUCUUUUUUUUGCUCACAAAUGAGCUGAUUUAGUCUCUAUCUUUAAGGAAAUUUCCUUCCUACAGCUUAAGCCUCUCAUAUCUGUGCAUCUCCGGGGUCCCAUGAUGUAGAAAGAUGAGUUUAUCAAUAGUGUUAUGGAAUAAAUAUCAAACAUUCAAUGUAAUUAACUUCGUUUUUGGUUGCAGAGCAACUUUCUCUCUGUUCAUAGUGUUGAUAUUUAGGCAUUUAACCUGAAACCGGAGCCUUCCGUGGGUUUGUGAAUGACGAGAAGAGAAGCAUGUGAAUCGUAGCUCUCUUCAUCACUGGAAACAGGAAGAUUUAAUAAUCUAUUCAUGUAAAUAGAUUUGAUUUUGUUGAUAUUUAUAUGUUAAAAAAGAAAAGAGUUGACCUGGGCAGUGAAUGUCUUCUAAUGCGCUGUGGUGAGGAGCAGAUGCAACCUCAGCUGGACCUGUGUGUGUGUGUGUGUGUGUGUGUGUGUGUGUGUGU